AGCCCCACUAUAGGAAUACCCUAAUAUCAAAGAAAUGUUUGUUUCAAAUUAUUUUCCAAAAAACACGAUUCAGCACCAGGACCGUGGGAAUGAUUCUUUUGCUGGGGGUACUGAAGUCAAAUUGGUAAGCAAAAGAAAAAAGGGAGUUUCACUAGAAAAUUGAGGUUGUGUUGGUCACAAUAAAUUUGACAAGCCCCAAACAAUUAAAUGAAUAAGAUAGAUAGAUGCACAUGUAACACCAAGUAAUAGGCCACAUGCCUUGAUUCACCAUAUGACCCCAGCCAUACAAUUUGUUAUCUUUCUUUUUAAUGAUUGUACCUUUUUUUCUUUCUUUCUUUUUUUCUCUUCCUUGUAGGUACUUCUUGGUCUCCCGUUUGGACAGGAAAUUGACAUGUGGUCUCUUGGCUGCAUCUUAGCUGAGCUCUACCUAGGGAAGCCCCUAUUCUGGGCCAAGCAGAAGGAAGAGCUUUUGAGCCAGAUGACAUCACUGUUUGGUCCACUCCCAACUAAAGUCUACCAAAGGGCCAAGUUCUUCACUCAAUUCAAGGAAGCAGUCGGACAACCCCUGUCAUUCAUGGAUCGUUUCUCUAAGUUUGGAAGCAAGUUAGACUGCAAUGAUUUUAAGUUUGUUUCUUUUCUGCAAGGCAUGUUGAACUUUGACCCAAGUGAGCGUAUGUCUGUAUCAGAAGCUAUUCAACAUCCAUUCAUGGGCCCUGAGUUAGCCAUUAGAUAUGUACUUCCAUUCAAGAUAAAUGGUAAGAUUGUAUGUCUGUAUUGUGUUUGUUUUCUUCCAUUAUUGAUAACUUAGGAGUCAAUAAAACCC
Lytechinus variegatus (green sea urchin) is the source of this 823-nucleotide messenger RNA. Its product is annotated as dual specificity tyrosine-phosphorylation-regulated kinase 2-like. Gene Ontology annotation, molecular function: ATP binding; protein serine/threonine kinase activity. Gene Ontology annotation, biological process: peptidyl-serine phosphorylation; peptidyl-threonine phosphorylation. The record is from RefSeq and is a predicted model, not a curated record. The coding region runs from base 392 to 808 and encodes 138 amino acids. The transcript has 4 exons. Lineage: Eukaryota; Metazoa; Echinodermata; Echinoidea; Temnopleuroida; Toxopneustidae.